UCAUCUACUCUCAUUAUAUCCGACCACCAUGCCUAUUUUAAUUGGUAGCCAGCCAUCGUUGCACUGAUCAUGCCUGAUGGAUACAAUACACAAAGAAUAUAUUGCGUGUGUGUAGUAUAGCGGUUGUACGUGUACAAUGCGAUCCUUACACUUAUCAAAUUGGCAUUUUUUACACAUAAGAUGGGCUACCUUCAUCUCCGAUUAGGUGUGUGAAGAAAAGCUUCACCCACAAACUCCAGCUCCACUACUCUGUGUGUAGGCCUAGUCGUUUUACGUUGAUAUCGUGUGCGGUGUUGAUGGCAUUAUUACUAGCUGGGCUCUCGUGAAAUCAUCACUUUUACCAACAGAUUAACUUUUCUGCAACAGACUAGCGCCGGUACCAGAAAAACUAUUCACCAUGGCUAUGGACGCCCAGGACAGAUGCUACAAGAAAGUGGCCUUCACGAUCGGAAAAGCCCUCUCCCCUGAAGAAAUCCAUGACUUCAAAUUUCUGUGCAAGGACAUUCCAGGUUUCACCCAAACAGACAUUGAUGAGAUAUCCACCGGCCUUGCCCUCAUAACCAAACUCGAACAGUUAGCCGUCCUCACAAAGGAUAAAGUGGAUGAUGUGAUUGAAAACUUGAAUUUGGUGAAUAGGAAGGAUUUGCAAAAUGAACUGGAGCAAUAUAAAUUACAAUUUAUUACAAGAUCAACAGAUUGGCAAGUAGGGGGGCCAAUAGCCCAACCAAUGAGUGCACAGUUUCAGCAGAAUAACGGAUACCAGUCGGCAGCUUACAACGCACAAAAUCAGCCGGUUGUAAUGGGAGACGAUCUUAGUACAGAGUUUGACAUCAUUGUCGAGAACAUCGGCCGUGACUGGCGACAGCUAGCAAGACGUCUAGGUCUGAGUGAGGUCGACAUCGAGUGCAUCACGGAGAGCCAUGGAAGGAACCUGAGAGAGCAAUCAAGACAGGCCUUGUGGACAUGGAAAAACAGGGUGCGCAGGGAGGCCACGAGGCAGGCCCUUAUCGGUGCUUUAAGGAAGUGCAGGAUGAACUACAUCGCUGACAUUGUUGAAGGGUUCAUCAAGCAGUGAGGAUAUUGUCAAAGAGUUUGUCAAACUUUGAAGACGUUGUUAUGGGUAUAUUCGUUCGUUCGUUUAUGUUUCCGUAGAUCAAGAUAAGUUCAACGUUCCUAAAUUAAAUUUUGAUCUUCGGAGUUGUUGCUACAACCGCCCGUGUCAGACAUGUUGCCCAGGGGUGCGAGAUAGGACUCUUGGGUUUAUUAGGCAGUAAGACUUAUUUAUUUUGAUGAAGUUGUGAAGGCACUGCGUAGACCUGGAAAGCUUCAUCAAGUCAUUUGGACCUUGAUAAAAGGUUCUUCCAGAAAUAAAGAUUUUGUCUGAUGGAGUCAACAAGCAGUGAGGACAUUGUCAAGGAGUUUGUCAAACCUUGAAGACGUUGUUUAUGGCUUUAUUAGGCAGUAAAGACUUAUCAAGAAUUUUUUGGUGAUGUAAUGAAGGCUGGAAAGCUUCAUCAAAACAUUUGGACCUUGAUAAAAGGUUCUUCCAGAAAUAAAGAUAUUGGUUGAUGGAUUCAUCAAGCGGUGAGGACAUUGUCAAGGAGUUUGUCAAUCCCUGAAGACGUUGUUAAUGGGUUUAUUAGGCAGGCAGUGAAGAAUUAUCAAGGAUCUUAUUUUCAUGAUGUUGUGAAGGCACUGCGUAGACCUGGAAAGCUUCAUCAAGCCAUUUGGACCUUGAUAAAAAGUUCUUCAAGGAAUAGAGAUAUUGUC
Molecule: messenger RNA, 1770 nt
Organism: Strongylocentrotus purpuratus (purple sea urchin)
Lineage: Eukaryota; Metazoa; Echinodermata; Echinoidea; Camarodonta; Strongylocentrotidae
Product: FAS-associated death domain protein-like
Exons: 4
Coding region: 398-1075 (225 amino acids)
Biological process (GO): signal transduction; regulation of apoptotic process
Molecular function (GO): protein binding
Source: RefSeq, a predicted model, not a curated record